This is a messenger RNA of Talaromyces atroroseus, 879 nucleotides long. RefSeq lists its product as hypothetical. The transcript has a single exon. NCBI's taxonomy places the organism in Eukaryota, Fungi, Ascomycota, Eurotiomycetes, Eurotiales, Trichocomaceae. The coding region runs from base 1 to 879 and encodes 292 amino acids. The record is from RefSeq and is a predicted model, not a curated record.
AUGCCUGUCUUUGAGACCUCCACGACGACGAGCAUGAAAUCGCCAUCACCACCGAUCUCACCCCGCCUACUCUCCUACUUAUUCACCUCGCUAUCCUCACACUCCCCAAUUCACACACCUGACAUUGCGCCGCUAUUACCAAACUCACCACCACGUAAAUGGUAUCUCCGACGCAUUCUCCGCAGCGACAACCCCACAGAAAUCAACGGCGAACUCACCGGGAUCGCGACUUUUCAUCCUCUGAUUAACAAUCACAAUAAUAGUAAUAUCGAUAAUGACAGGAAGCACAAACACAGAGAAAUGGUUUACAGGGAAGAGGGCGAAAUGCCGAGUACCGUACCAGGCAUGGCGGGCCUGAAGUGGACUAAGAAAUAUAUCUGGCGAUUGAACAAUAGCAGCAACGACGCCUUGAACACAUCAGAAGACGCAAAAGAAACAGAUGAAAACCUUGAGCUCAGCGCUGGUGCUGGCGGAAUCAGUAUCUGGUUCGUCAAAAUCAAAUCUGGCCGUGAGCGAAACAAGGAAGAUCAAGAGACACAAGAAGAGGCAGAUUAUCUCUUCCACAAAUUUGAUUUUGGUCAGCAACAAGGCAAUAAUGACACCGUCACCGUCACCGAUGAGAAGACGGGAACCCUUUCCUUACAACCGCCCACACCCCCGCUAUUAGCAUCGUCUUCGACUCUGGCACAGGCAUACCCGGAGACCGAAGUGAUACAUGCGCGAGGAGACCAUCUUUGUGUAAAGGAUAUGUACUACACAGCAUACUCGUUCAGAAUAGUGCCAGAAACGGGCGAGGUGCUGAGCUGGGCUAGUAGACAUGUCGUCAAGGGGCCGAAAAAGAAUCAGGAUAUUGUCAAUUUGUAUUCAAUUGAAGGGUAA